Molecule: messenger RNA, 2629 nt
Organism: Klebsormidium nitens
Lineage: Eukaryota; Viridiplantae; Streptophyta; Klebsormidiophyceae; Klebsormidiales; Klebsormidiaceae
Source: the annotation of a GenBank genome assembly
AGUCGGACUCAGAGGCUCACCCGGACCAUAUGGCCAUUCAUGAUUCAACAGCACUGUGACGGGGCCUUGGCAUUGAUCAGCAACGGCCCCGCCGCCCGCGCGCCCAGUUAAACGUUGAGCCAUGUAAUAGUAUCAUGAGCUUUCACUUUAUCUUGUUGAGCCUUGCUCGUAGGUAGAUCUUGGCAAGCACACAUCUACCGCAUCAUACCGUAUGCAGCUGAAUUGGGCUAGCGGCGGAUAGGGGUUCAUGUCAGUAUCUAUUGCUGCAGCAUUCCACGGAAGGAAAAACAGCUCGCAUUUGGAGCUCAGCUGAUCCUACAAUCAGGCUAAGUGCUUGCCACCAACUCAAUGCAGAGCCCUUCCGCCUUCUGGGAAGACGUCUCUUGGAAUCAUUCUAUGCAUGCUGAUGUCAAGCUUGACACAAAGAACAUUGCUACUCCCUGCGUUAGUCUGCUGUGUGUCAGGAGUGUUGACUUUCGUGCUCUGACAAUUUCGUCAUUGAUGCCUGGGGUGCCAUAGUCACCUGGCUCUAGAUAGGAGCAGGCAGGUGUAGGAGCUGGCAGCAGCAGCAUCCCCCCUCUUGCUGCUGUGCCAUGGCCGGCGCUAGCAUCACCGCACAGCGAUUGCUCUUCUUUCAUGGUCUUUUCCCCCAGCCUGGUUCCGACGAGCAGGCCAGCAUGCAGCCCAGUGUGCUGGGAUGCCCCCUGCCAGCACCCCCGGUGGCCGCGGAGAAACAGAAGGCAAGCAGGCAGAUGGUGGCUGCUCCAGCACCGGCGUUUGCCAAGAUGUCACGAGCUGUGGGCUGGACGAGUGCGGCAGGGCGUCUACAGUGCUGCAGCGGGCAGGCUGACUCUGGCGAUGGGGAGCAUACUGAUGCUGGCCUCCACCAUGAAGAGCAUUCAAUGCAUGGAGCCGGGGAGGAAGCUGACAGGGAGGAGGCUGCUGCAGCGGCCUUGGGGGGAUCCCUCAAGGAGGAGUCAGAGGAUGCUGGGGGCGUGAUGCCGGUUGCAGACAAUUCGUCGACCAAGAAGGAGAAAGGGGCCCGGCCAGCCGGCAGCAAGGUGGACAAGGGCGGUGGCAAAUGGAAGUCCCUUGAGCUGGGGAAGAAGGGGGCACAGAUACGGGCGGGGCUGGCGAGCGAGAUCUUGAGUGAGAUUGAGGAGGAGGUGCGGCUGCAGCGUGCGGCGCAGGCAGUGGCGGCGCGGGCGGUGGAGUGGGAGGACAGCCUGGACGCGGUGCUGGAGCCGGUGCUGGCCAUCCCGGGGGCGCCCUCCGCCGCAGGCCUCGCAGCUGCGCUCCUGGUCACAGUCACGCUGGCGGACGCGCACGCCUGGCGCUUCAUACGGCGGCCCCUCCCCUUCAACUUCCUGCUCACGCCCUUCCUCACCGCGGCCGUCCUGGCGGGCGUGGCUGGCUUCGUGGCGCUGCCGCUGCUGCGCAAGCUCAAGGCGCGCCAGGUGAUCCGGCGCGAGGGCCCCCGCGCCCACUACGCCAAGGCGGGCACCCCCACCAUGGGCGGCCUCUACUUCGUCCCCGCCGGGGUGGCUGUGGCGUGCGCGCUGGACUGGGGCAGCAACGACGUGCUGGUGGCGUGCUGCGCUGUGGCGCUCUUUGGCGGCAUCGGCCUGCUGGACGACGUGCUCAAGGUGGUGCUCGACCACAACGACGGCCUCCCCGGCCGCCUCAAGCUCGCAGCGCAGGUCGUCGCCGGCUGGGGCCUCGUCACGCUGCUGCUCAUCAAGGAGCCCGCGCAGUACUCGGCCAAGACGAGCGUGCAGCUGGCGGCGGGCGUGCUGCUGGUGGUGGGCCUGCACGCCCCCGGCCAGCACUGGCGGCAGCGCGCGCUCACGUACGUGCGCGACGACCUGCCCGCCACCCUGCUGCACCUGCCCGCGCUGGGCGAGCCGGGGGCCAGCGCCGCGCUCUGGCUGCCCGCGCAGCUGUUUGCGGGGCUGGCCACCUUCUGCUUCGCGGCCAUGAGCAACGCACUCAACCUCACCGACGGCCUCGACGGCCUCGCCGCCGGCACUGCGGCCAUCGCGUAUACGGGCAUGGCGCUCGCAGUGCUGCCCAUCAGCCCAGCGCUGGGCCGCUUUGGCGUGGCCAUGGCGGGGGCGUGCUGCGGCUUCCUGCUGCUGAACCGGCACAAGGCCGCCGUGUUCAUGGGCGACACCGGGUCGCUCGCGCUCGGGGCCGGGCUGGCCGCCAUGGCCACCGCCGCCGGCAUGUUCCUCCCGCUGCUCCUCAUCUCCGGCGUCUUUGUGGCGGAGACGGUCAGCGUCAUAGCCCAGGUGUCCUACUUCAAGUGGACUCGGACGAGAACCGGCAAAGGGGAGCGGCUCUUCCGGAUGGCCCCUUUGCACCACCAUAUGGAGUUGUCGGGCAUGGAAGAGACGCAAGUAGUCUCCAGAUUGUAUGUUGUAGGAUUCAUCUGCGCCUUGGCAGGUGCCUGCCUUGGCAUUGCAUGCAUAUGAUUGUCUACUCCGUUUGACUCAGUGAGAAUGUCGAGCUUUCCAGAUUGCGUUACAAUUGUUACGUGACAAGAGGCCGGAUGUUAACCGUGGACGAAAUUUGAAAAUGGCACAUUUGGCGCGCAUACUCGGACAAUGAGUGGUCACUAACACGGCAU